Molecule: messenger RNA, 6758 nt
Organism: Oncorhynchus kisutch (coho salmon)
Lineage: Eukaryota; Metazoa; Chordata; Actinopteri; Salmoniformes; Salmonidae
Gene: brsk2a
Product: BR serine/threonine kinase 2a
Exons: 20
Coding region: 1-1920 (639 amino acids)
Biological process (GO): intracellular signal transduction; protein phosphorylation
Cellular component (GO): cytoplasm
Molecular function (GO): protein serine/threonine kinase activity; ATP binding
Source: RefSeq, a predicted model, not a curated record
AUGGCAGGAUGUCUGGUCAAGCUGGGGAUCCACUGUGUCACAUGCCAGAAAGUUGCAAUUAAGAUUGUCAACCGAGAGAAACUCAGCGAGUCGGUACUAAUGAAGGUUGAGCGGGAAAUAGCGAUUCUGAAGCUCAUAGAACACCCUCACGUUUUAAAGCUGCACGACGUCUACGAAAAUAAGAAAUACUUGUAUCUGGUGUUAGAGCACGUCUCAGGGGGAGAGCUCUUUGACUACCUGGUAAAGAAGGGACGGUUAACACCCAAGGAGGCCAGGAAGUUCUUCAGACAGAUCAUCUCUGCACUGGACUUCUGCCAUAGUCACUCCAUAUGCCACAGAGAUUUGAAGCCAGAGAACCUGUUGUUAGAUGAGAAGAACAACAUCAGGGUAGCAGACUUUGGCAUGGCCUCUCUACAGGUCGGCGACAGUCUGCUGGAGACCAGCUGUGGAUCUCCACACUAUGCAUGCCCAGAGGUUAUAAGGGGGGAGAAGUAUGACGGCAGAAAAGCAGAUGUGUGGAGCUGUGGGGUCAUCCUCUUUGCCCUAUUGGUGGGUGCCCUUCCAUUUGAUGAUGACAAUCUGAGGAACCUGCUGGAGAAGGUGAAGCUAGGAGUGUUCCAUAUGCCCCACUUCAUACCCCCAGACUGUCAGAACCUCCUCCGGGGAAUGAUCGAGGUAGACGCCACCAAACGGCUAACGUUAGAACAGAUUCAGAAGCACAACUGGUACAUAGGGGGUAAGAAUGAACCCGAACCAGAGCAGCCUGUUCCCAGGAAGGUGGCUAUACGGAGCCUGCCCUCUACAGACGACAUAGAUCCGGAUGUACUGGACAGCAUGCAUUCUCUGGGCUGCUUCAGAGACAAGAACAAACUGAUGAAGGACCUGCUCUCGGACGAAGAUAACCAGGAGAAGAUGAUCUACUUCCUGCUGUUGGACCGUAAGGAAAGGUACCCCAGCCACGAGGACCAGAACCUGCCCCCACGCAACGAGAUUGACCCCCCCAGGAAGCGUGUGGACUCCCCCAUGCUGAACCGCCAUGGCAAAAAGAGACCGGAGAGGAAGUCUAUGGAGGUGCUGAGUGUCACAGACGGAGGCUCCCCCGUACCCGCCAGGAGGGCCAUCGACAUGACACAGCACGGACAGAGGUCAAGGUCCAUAAGUGGAGCAUCUUCCGGUCUCUCCACUAGCCCUCUCAGCAGCCCACGGGUUACCCCUCACCCAUCCCCCCGGGGCAGCCCCCUCCCCACCCCCAAGGGCACCCCUGUGCACACACCCAAGGAGAGCCCGGCGGGCACGCCCAACCCCACGCCGCCCCCCAGCCCAUCUAUCGGCGGUAUGCCCUGGAGGACACGCCUCAACUCCAUCAAGAACAGCUUCCUGGGCUCGCCGCGCUUUCACCGCAGGAAACUACAAGUUCCCACACAAGAGGAGAUGUCCAGCCUCACACCAGAGUCUUCCCCAGAGAAAUACAAAGGCAGCAUCUCACCAGACUCAUCCCCAGAACUUGCCAAAAAAUCCUGGUUUGGUAACUUCAUCAACCUGGAUAAAGAGGAGCAGAUCUUCAUCUUGAUCAAAGAUAAGCCUCUGAGCUCCAUCAAGGCUGACAUCGUCCAUGCCUUUCUUUCGAUCCCUAGUCUCAGCCACAGUGUGAUCAGCCAGACGAGUUUCCGGGCAGAGUACAAGUCCACAGCCGGCCCCACGGUCUUCCAGAAGCCAGUCAAGUUCCAGGUGGACAUCACCUACACAGAGAGCACCACCGCCCCCAAGGAGAACGGCAUCUACUCUGUCACCUUUACCCUGCUCUCAGGACCCAGCCGGCGCUUCAAGCGGGUGGUAGAGACAAUUCAGGGCCAGUUGCUAAGCACACAUGACCAGCCGGGAGUUCAGCAGCUUUCUGGAAUUAUCCAGAAAACCUAUUAGAUCCUCCUCCUGCCUCCCUGCUCCACUCCGCCUAUCCUCUUCCUCCUUGGCCAUCACUUCAACCCCACCGUCUGCACACCAAGAGAUGGACAUUUGUUGACUGAGUUGGGGACCGCUUUUCAAGGGGCCUCCUUCGCUACCCCGAGCAGCAGUCCCCGAGGGAGAAAACAGCAAUCCAUAUCCCUCUGAUACACAAGCAUGUUAUAUACACACACACACACACACACACACACACACACACACACACACACACACACACACACACACACACCUUGAUUAUUAAGCAUUUAACACCCAAACACACAAUCUCAUUACACAAAUAUAUACACGCUCCCCUUCUCACACACUAUUGCACAGUAUUUAUAGACAAACUCUGGGAUGUAAUAACAAGAACAAAGAACAAAAAAAUUGACAGAACAAUGAAGUGACCAAAAGGAGAAGCGAGGGAGGAUGAGUUUGUUGAUCUACUGUAGUAUCAACAUCCGACGCGGACGCUUGCUGGAUUGUAUCGUUUCUCUUUUUAAUGUACUUCCUCUUUCUUCGUGAAGAAACUGGAUUUAAAAAUACUAAAUGGACAUUUAUUAGACUCAAUACCAUUGCUGCAAAUUGACUGGAAUUGCUAUUUCAGAAAGCAAGGGGUGUAUGCAGCAUGGGUUGGGGGGGUACGACUUGAUCUGGGGUUGUGGGGAGGGGUGGAGGGAUUCAGGGUGGAGGUGGGUAUUGGGGUAUUGGGGGUUAUCUAAAUGAAUGAUCUACUCUGUUGUACAGACUGAAUUCAUUUCGUAUGUAAAAAGGAAAUGUCUAGUUGUGACAGUGUUUAGAUAUACCAGUAGGACCAGGUUUUACAAACUUGCGUUGCCACACUUCCCUUUUUCCCCCCUUUAUUUCACCCUGUAUUUUUGUUUAUAUGGUCAUUUAGGAUUAUGAAUUUGUUUGAUUUGAUCUGAGUAAGGUGUCAUGGUACAAACAUUACUGUAUUCACCAAGUUUCUACCCCUUUUCCCCAGAGCACUUUGUCAUUUGUCAUGUACAGUAUACCUAUUUUAGUCUUAACUACCAGCAGUAGGAGUUUGAGGAGAAAAAAAAAAAGUGAAAUGCAAUUGUGGAUAUUUUUGUAUUUUUUCCUUAUUUAUUCAUAUUUGUUCAUUUUCUCUGUUCCGUUUCCUAAUUUGUUAUUUUAACCUCACUCUGAAAGAAAAGCUGUUAGAUCAGUUGAAUGCUAUUUAUUUAUUUACCUGCUUGUAUGUUUGUAAAUGAGGCAACACGCUUUUGUUCAGUCAAAUAUUUAAUUUUUUUCAUUCCUUUGUCUGACUGUAUUUCUUUCCUAGUGUUCAAGAGGGAGUGGGAAAUACUUGUGUUGUAUAUGUUUAAAGGUCCACUGCAGCUCUAUUUUUUUUCUCAACAUCAAAACAUUUCUGGGUAACAACCUUAAUGUGAUUGUUUUCAAUUAAAAUGAUCAAAAACAAAAUAGAAAUAGCUUCUUAGCAGAGAUACAUUUCUCAAGCAACAAUUUUACUAGGACUGUCUGGGAGUGGUCUGAGUGGGGAGGGGAAACUGAAAACUAGCUGUUAUUGGCAGAGAAGUUUGGGACACUUUCUUAUGGGUCUAUUAACUCAUUUACCGCCUGGUGAUGUCACCAGGCAGGCCAAUACUCCAUCCCACUCAAACAGGCAGUCUUUUCAAACAGCUCUUACAUUAAAAGGGCAUUAUCAUAAUUUUCACAAUGUCACAGUAUUAUUCUAACCUCAUAGUGUGGAAAUAUAUAUAACAUACAGUAAAUCUAGAUUUUGACUGCACUGGGCCUUUAAGAAAAAUGAUUUUACCAGUCAUUUAAGAAUGUAGAAUUCAGCCUCUUUUGGGGAGAAAUAUUGAUUCUAUUGAUAUUUGUCAGUUUCAUCUAAUCAUCAUGUGUGUAGACCAGUUAGAGGUGUCAAACAACUUCCUUAUCCACUCUUCUUCUCUUGUACAGUACAUAGACAAACAUGGGGGUUGAAAUGCUUCUUCUUCUUCUACACUGGAGAUAUUCCUGCUCUUAUGCUUUUAUCUUGUAUUGCUGUGUGCAUGUAAACAUGAGCUUUUCUUUGCAUGGCUUUAGUGUUAAUGCUCCAUAGAACUCUCUCACUUUCUUUCCCUCUGCCCUUAGCCUAACAAUUCUCUCUCUUUCUCUUCCUAUGUUUAGCCUCCGCCACCUCUUCUUCUCCACUCUUGUUUCUUUUCCUCUAUCUCUCCUUGCCCCCUCCUCUCUCUUCUUCUCCCCCCUUAUCAUCUAUCUUUUGCACAGCAUUGAGUGAUGCUUCCUCUUGCUCUGUCCGUCACUCUGUACGGCUGUAAGGGAGGAAGCACUGAGGGCACCGGGUGCUAGGGGAAUCACACAGUCCUGGGUGGUGUCCCAAAUGGCACCCUAUUCGCUACGUAGUGCAUUACUUUUGACCAGAGACCUAUGGGUCUUGGUCAAAAGUAGUGCCCUAUAUAGGGAAUAGGGUGCCAUCUGGGAUACACCCUUAAAGCGUUAACCGGUGAAAAGGGGCACCCGCAUUGCUGAUGUUUUGGCGGUGUCGGAGGUAUAACUGCGUUGAAGCUGUCAAAUCGGUGAGCAGUAACUCUUGAUCAUUGUCACGAAGACACACCCAUCCAACUUGUGUUAGAAGUUCAGAACGACAGCGAAAAUUUGUAUAAACCUUGCUGUCUGUCUCUCCGACAUUUGCAACAUUGAAUUAGAAUAUUGAAACAAUCUCCAGCUGUCCCAUAGUAUUGAACGUGUCAGGAGUCGGGAUGACAGGCAGGCAGCUUUUCAGCCAGUCGAGAUCAUGAGCCAGCAUAGUUCUUUGUAUAUAUCCAUAAAAAUGAUCAAUAGAAAACAGGUCAAACAAAAUGAAGUGCAGCUAGUUUAGAGUCUUUCCAGCUUCAGUUUGAAGUGAUUGUGUUAGGUGUGUUCUCGGCUAGUUCUCGAACAACAAUGUCCUGACGAGGUGAAAUCGCGUAUCAUUAGCUUAUUAUUAUGGAUGUAGCCAAGUAAAUGUCACUACAAAACAGCUUAAACAAAUGCAAUUGCAGCUAUUUUGUUGUUAUUCUGGCUGCACUGUUUGACGUGACUGUAAAUUAGUCAUAGUUGGCUCGUUAGCCAGCAAGGGAUAAGAACGUUGCCAGCCAGUAUGGCAAUGGAACGUUUAGAUCGAUGACUGAGUCGCAUCCAUAGAUACAGAACAAAAAGACUGAACGACUGGGUCUCUUCUCUGGAAACUGAACCGAUUGAACGAUUGACCAGCCGACUUGGGUAGCAAGUAUAGUUGCUACCCAAGAACUAUAUCUUGUGGAAGGAUGAAGUAGUAUGAAAAAAUUCAUCAAAACAAAGUUAAUGAAAUAUGUCAAUCAUUAUUUGAAUAUGUUGGUAAUAAGGAACAGCCUCUAUUCAUCUUGUGUACAGUAGUUACAAAUCUCUGAACUCAUUGCUAUGCAAUUAAAAUGCAAAUACCGAAGUAUUAUGUAACACAACACUAAUAAAAUGUUGCUACAAAUGUAACUGAAAUGUUUUACCCAGGCACAAGGACAGUUUCAUGUAAAGUGUUACUGAGAACGCUAACACUAACAUAAACAUUUCUAUUAAGUAUCGAAAGGAAACUAAAUAGUACAAAACUGCCUUCGUAAAUCAACUAGAGCCAAGGUAGGUUGAAAAUUAUGUUCGUUUGUAUUCUGUAUUCUGUUAGUUUGUAUUCUAAACUACCCCUUUAAAGAUGGUGCAUUGUGUGUUUGAAACAAGAACACUUACCCUCAGAUGGACAAAGAGGUUCGAAGUUGUUUUUGCUAAGCAUCCAACUUGCUGUUUGCAAUGUUUGCAAAUGGUUUUGAAUUCUCUGCAGUAUUUUCAGGUAUGCUAAAAUUUAUUGCAGUUUUCAAGCUUUUCAGUGGCAUGUUGAACGAGUCAUACUUGAGUUGAAAGUCACAACUUAUCUGUACAAUUAAUUAGCUGGUUAAUUGGUUUGACUUGACACCUGGGGCAAUGGACAUUUAGGAGAAUGAACAUUUACAGAAUGGUCAGAUAGAAAUGUAUUGUGUAGAUCAAAUAGGACUGUUAGAUAGAUUGGAAUAGUAUAGGAGAUUGUGUGUGCUUUAUUCAUUUUAUUUCCAUCUUCAACAUGCAGCUACAAAUUCAUCCCUGACCAUAGUUGAAGGUGGCCAAUACACCAAUAGUUCCUGAGAUCUGUAUUCAAAUAUUUGCUUAAAGUUGUUGCUUUCUCAGAUUUGUAAUCAAAUAGUGUAAAACAGUAGUUACUUUCGGAGAUGUGUAUUCAAAUAUUUGUAAAAAGUAGAUUUUUAGUUUUUUUUUGGGGGGGGGGGGUCUGUAUUCAAAUUGUUUUAAAUCACCUACAAAGAAACUAGUUACCCCAGGUUUGCAAGGCUGCAUGGGAUUUCUGCACGCAGAGACAUAAAAAUAGUAUCUACGAGUUAAUUUGACUUGUUAAUGUGACUCUGUGUAGCCAAUGGCAAUGUCCACUUUAGGUAUAAUGCCAAAAGCCACUUGUGGAUUUGACAGCUCUAAUGCAGUUCCACCUGUGACACCGCCAAAACAACCUCUAUGCUAAAGCAAUACCCUACUGUUAGUUACCUCUUCAACCUCCCUAUUUUCUACAGUGGAAAAACUAGCGACAUUAAGGUCAUCCGAUGAUACCAGUUAUGGUUACAGAGCAUUUUGGGUAUUGUAGUUCUCAUGCUACACCGGGGCCGCAAGCACUCCUUUUAUUACCAGAGCGGGAUACAAGCAAAUAAACAAUGUCAUCCUUCUUGUAACAUAACUGUGAGCAACUUCAGUAUGGAAAACUCCAAUAAACUCAGUUAAGGGUU